Menidia menidia (Atlantic silverside) is the source of this 3510-nucleotide messenger RNA. The record is from the annotation of a GenBank genome assembly. Lineage: Eukaryota; Metazoa; Chordata; Actinopteri; Atheriniformes; Atherinopsidae.
AUGUUGAGUAAGUAUUUUUUUCCUUCUUCUCCGCAGAGUGAGUCAGUCAAAUACUUCCUGGACAAUUUGGAUCGUAUUGGACAGCUGAACUUCAUUCCAAGCAGGCAAGAUAUUUUGUUUGCACGAAAGGCGACCAAAGGGAUUGUCGAGCACGACUUUGUCAUCAAAAAGAUUCCUUUCAAGAUGGUGGAUGUUGGGGGUCAAAGGUCGCAGAGACAGAAGUGGUUUCAGUGUUUUGAUGGGAUCACAUCGAUACUCUUCAUGGUGUCGUCAUCAGAAUAUGACCAGGUCCUGAUGGAGGACCGCAGGACAAACCGCCUGGUGGAGAGCAUGAACAUCUUCGAGACAAUCGUCAACAACAAGCUCUUCCUUAACGUGUCCAUCAUCCUCUUCCUCAACAAAACAGACCUGCUAGUGGAAAAGAUUUGUAAAGUGGAUAUUCGCAAGUACUUUCCAGAGUUCAGAGGAGACCAACGCAGGCUGGAAGACGUACAGGCAUUCCUGGUGCAGUCCUUCAGUCGCAAGAGGAGAAAUCGGGGAAAGCCACUUUUCCACCACUUCACCACUGCAGUCGAUACAGAAAAUAUUCGCUUUGUCUUCCAUGCCGUCAAGGACACCAUUCUGCAGGAAAACCUCAAAGACAUCAUGCUGCAGUGACGUUCCCGCCGCAGACGCUGGCUUCUCUUCCUGACACUGUGAAACUAGCCGUGAGUCUGGGCUUGAGGACUAGUCGGCAGCUCUGCCUCUCUGACACUGCAACCCAUGAAUGGGGAAAAAGUCAGUGGAUCCAGCCGAACUCUAAACCUGUGGAUCUAUCUGUGUCGGCCACCGUAGACAGUUUGCAUUUAACCUGUACUAAAGUGUGUCUGCUGAAAUGAGGAUGAACAAGGACGAGCGCACCAGCGACCCCACACGAGCACUGAAAGUGUUCUUUUCUCUUGUGUAUAUAAGAAUUUUGACAACCUUGUCUCUAAACUAAGUCAGACUGCUGCCUGUUGUAAAGCUGAGCGAGGGGGAGGGAGUGCAGAGACAGAAUGAGGAGGGAAGACAGAAGGUUGAGAGCAAGCUGAAGAAUGCCUUGUUUAAAGGUACACGUGACGGAGGCAGAGGGGUGAGGGUCUGGGCCCAAGCUGGUCAUAUGCUGUGUUAUGUGAUAAGGUUGCACAAGUGUUCCUGUCAAUGAACUUUAACAGAAGGAAGAGACAAGGCUCUCUUACGCUCCUCUGUGCUGUCCUUUUUUUUUUCCUCUUCUUGUGUUUGCUCUUUUUUCCCACCAUUCGUACAAGAUAUGAACAGCUGCAGAGAGCAAGUUUUAUUCUAUCUGUCUCUCCUCUCCCGUUCUUUCCUCCUCUCUCCAGUACAAUAGAUGGACUGUUCCCUUCCCUUCCAGCAGAAAGAGCAGACAGUCAAAUUAGAGACUCAUCUUUGUAGAAAAGUAAUACACACAGAUGCCACUAUUAUGCAUCGCGUAUGAUUCAUCUCUGUCCCCAUGUCUUUCCUUUCUUUUCCUUCCUUUUCCACUGUCCACUCUUUACUAAAAACGUCAAAAUAAACCAGGCUUAAGCCGAGGCAUAUUCAAAGUAUUUACUAGAUGUUUGUGAUUUAUGAUUACACUGCCUGUAUCCAUGCUUGUUGUAAACACGAAGGGAACAAGUGAAGAUAUCGAGAUUGAACUGUAAAUGACCUUAUCCUUGGGUUUCUUGCAGAAAAACUUAAAAAGACGCAAUAAUCUCACUAAAUUUCGGUAACAUUUUCUUCUUCUGACAUAUAUUUCUCCACUCUUUUCCCAACGUUUACCUAAACAGAACUGUGUAAUUUGAAGCUAAAAGAAAAUUUUCCACAGCCCAUGCCUAUGCAGUUCAAUGUUGCCGGGCAACAGGGGCUCAUCCCGCGAGCAGCCAAAGGUCAGCUGAAGAUGCGGUUGCAGAAGUCACACAGCACUAGAUAUUGCACUUCCACUGGUCCUCAGGAACCCUGUUGCGAAGGUGGAGUUAAAUUAGAUGAGCAGUAGGGGAAAUCAAAGCACACACACAGAUUCCCUCAUGUCUUAGUUAAAUCCUUAUCUCAAGACAAUUAGGCUAACUCGUCACACUCAGCUUUAAUUUCUUUUAGCUGCCUCCAGCUGCUGGGGUUCCUUUGUGAAUUCAUUUACUCUGAAGUCAGUGUUUGCGACAUUGCCAAUCAGUGUGUUUUGCAUAAGUGACAGAGAGUAUGAGCUGUAUCUAUAGGGGGGUUCUCAUGCCGGUCCUCACAGUUUCGUAAAAGUUUUGACCAUAACACAAGUCAUUUUUUUGUGUUUUAAACAAAGUUUGUUCACUUCACUCUCACAACUCGCUAGUGUGAGCGCUGCAAAGCUGCCAUUGAGCUGCUGGCCCCUCAGAAAAUCACUUUGUUUUCCAAGAAAUGUGGUCACAUCAACUUAGAACCAAAAAUUGCCCCUCUUGUGGGAUAACUGAGCAGCUGUAAGAGACCCUUUUCCCAAUUUACAGAAUGAUAUUUUCAGUCGUUCUGACCAUAUUUGUAAAGGUUCAACACCUAAAUGGAUUUUUAUGGCAAUAAUCAACAGGUUUUAAAAAAAUACAUGUUUUACUAUGCCUUGUGGACUUUGUCGCCAUCCUCAGCUAAUAUUACCGUGUUAACGAACUACACUCGUGCAUACAAUAUUUUGCUGUUGUGUGUUUUAUGAUGUGAGAAAAAAACAUUACUGUAAUCAAUAACAUAGCAAUCAAAACUAUCCACAGAUAUCUUUUGAUUCGGGUUAGCAGAGAGGUUAACUGCCUGCUGAGCAUAAACAAAAUGCUGUUGCUAUGGUUACUUGCAGCUCAGCUUACCUAGCGCACUGAUUUAGAACAGCGGUUAAGCUGCCACCCAGAACCGGGUCUGGCAUGCUUUGUAGGGACUGUGAUGGAGGCACGCUAUCUCCAAUAUUCAUCCAUAAAAACAUGCAUUCAAAUUAACAUGGUAAUGUUGAUUUGAUUUCCAACUUUUCGGGGAUUUACAUCUUGGUGCAAAGCAGUGGGACAUCAUGUCUAGGUUGCUCCUCCUCCUGCAAAUAUUCAGUCUAAUUGGCCUUAAGGAGCACAAACCGCAAACACUUCAACGCACAUUACUAUUGAACUGCAUUCAUUUGAGAGUGUUCAUUUUGGUAUUUUGCAUGCCCCUGCUCGCUGUGAUUUGAAUACUCCGGGUAUACAACUGACACUGUGCAUAAGUACAAUUCAAACAUCACUCUAACAGCACCACUUUAACCGUUAUGUUGCUGUAGCGUUUGGCCUUAACUAAUCUACCUUCUCCACUCACGCAAGUUUCAAAGUGUGUGUCAUUGCACUGGAUGUUUCUCAGAGAGAUGACCAGAAAGAAAAUGUGUAUGGAAGAAAAAGGCAACAAAAAAAUAAACAGGUGCAGAGUUUGAAAGGCCAGCACGAAGAAAAGUGGGAGGUCCUUUGCUUUUUUUUUUUCUUUUGGUUUUCCAGUGCCUUGCCUCUGUGCUCUGUGGUGAAAUACACUGCC